Staurois parvus is the source of this 1945-nucleotide messenger RNA. Lineage: Eukaryota; Metazoa; Chordata; Amphibia; Anura; Ranidae. The record is from the annotation of a GenBank genome assembly.
UUUAAUUUGUACACAGAUUAAAGCUAAAAAUUAUGACAAGGUUGAAAAGUUAUUUCAAAGAUGCCUCAUGAAGGUCUUACACAUAGAUCUAUGGAAAUGUUAUGUGUCCUAUGUUCGGGAGACCAAAGGGAAGCUUCCAAGUUACAAGGAGAAAAUGGCACAAGCAUACGACUUUGCUCUAGAUAAAAUUGGCAUGGAAAUAAUGUCAUAUCAGAUCUGGGUUGAUUACAUCAAUUUUUUGAAAGGAGUGGAAGCUGUGGGGUCCUAUGCAGAAAACCAAAGAAUCACAGCUGUACGCAGGGUCUACCAGCGAGGUUGUGUCAAUCCUAUGAUUAAUAUAGAACAACUCUGGAGAGAUUAUAACAAGUACGAAGAGGGUAUUAAUGUCCACCUUGCAAAGAAAAUGAUAGAAGAUCGGAGUAGAGAUUAUAUGAAUGCCAGGAGAGUGGCUAAGGAAUAUGAGACAGUAAUGAAAGGCUUGGAUCGCAACGCUCCCUCCGUGCCCCCACAGAAUACUCCACAGGAAGCUCAACAGGUAGAGAUGUGGAAAAAAUACAUACAGUGGGAGAAAAGUAAUCCUCUUCGGACAGAAGACCAGACCCUCAUAACAAAAAGAGUCAUGUUUGCCUAUGAGCAGUGCCUGCUGGUGUUGGGGCAUCAUCCAGACAUAUGGUAUGAAGCUGCACAGUAUCUUGAACAGUCCAGUAAGCUGCUGGCUGAGAAAGGGGAUAUGAACAACGCCAAACUGUUCAGUGAUGAAGCUGCCAGUAUUUAUGAACGUGCAAUUAGCACCUUGCUAAAGAAGAAUAUGCUGUUAUACUUUGCCUAUGCCGACUAUGAAGAGAGUCGUAUGAAGUAUGAUAGGACUCACAGUAUAUAUAAAAGACUUCUUGAAAUAGACGAUAUUGAUCCCACCUUGGUUUAUAUUCAAUACAUGAAGUUUGCAAGGCGGGCAGAGGGCAUCAAAGCUGGGCGAAUGAUCUUCAAAAAAGCCAGAGAAGAUAUUCGGACCCGCCAUCAUGUAUACGUCACAGCAGCCUUAAUGGAGUAUUACUGUAGUAAGGACACAUCUGUGGCCUUCAAGAUAUUUGAGUUAGGAUUGAAGAAAUAUGGAGACAUCCCAGAAUAUGUUCUUGCAUAUAUUGAUUAUUUAUCUCACCUCAAUGAGGACAACAACACAAGGGUGUUAUUUGAACGAGUUUUAACAUCAGGGAGUCUGCCACCUGAGAAAUCUGGUGAGAUCUGGGCUCGAUUCUUGGCAUUUGAGAGUAAUAUUGGAGAUCUAGCGAGUAUUCUGAAAGUAGAGAAGAGGAGAUAUACUGCGUUCAAAGAAGAGUAUGAGGGAAAGGAGACGGCGCUACUGGUAGACAGGUACAAGUUCAUGGAUCUGUACCCGUGUUCUGCAAGUGAACUCAAAGCUUUAGGAUAUAAGGAUGUCUCCCGUGCCAAAUUGGCAUCUUUGAUCCCAGACCCAGUGGUGGCUCCUUCCAUAGUCCCAUCUCUAAAGGAUGACAUUGACAGAAAACCAGAAUACCCAAAACCAGACACCAGCCAGAUGAUCCCAUUUCAACCAAGACACCUAGCUCCUCCUGGACUUCACCCAGUACCUGGAGGUGUGUUCCCAGUGCCUCCUGCUGCUGUGCUAUUAAUGAAGCUGCUUCCUCCACCCCUGUGUUACCAGGGUCCUUUUGUGCAGGUGGAUGAAGUUAUGGAGAUCUUACGCAGGUGUAAGCUUCCAGAUACUGUUGAAGAAGCUGUUAGAGUCAUUACUGGGGGUCAGGCGGAACUGCUGCAGGAGACCAACGGACCAGUUGAAGUGAACACCUUGAUUAAUAAAUCCCUCAAAAGACCCAAUGAAGAUUCUGAUGAUGAUGAAGAGAAGGGUGCUGUAGUGCCUCCUGUUCAUGACAUCUAUAGAGCUCGGCAGCAGAAGAGGAUUCGGUGA